This is a messenger RNA of Penicillium crustosum, 600 nucleotides long. RefSeq lists its product as uncharacterized. The record is from RefSeq and is a predicted model, not a curated record. The transcript has a single exon. Lineage: Eukaryota; Fungi; Ascomycota; Eurotiomycetes; Eurotiales; Aspergillaceae. The coding region runs from base 1 to 600 and encodes 199 amino acids.
AUGCACUUCAAAAGCGUCCUGGCUGCUUUCUUUGCCCUCACCCUGAGCGGCGUUGCUCAUGCCGAGGAAGAUAGCCCCGGUGCUGUGAACCCCGAGUUCAGCCUUCCAAUCAGCUAUGGGAAAUGCUAUCACCUCGUGAACCACAACAACGAGUACGUCGGCCACGACCUUCCCAAUCCUGGAAGGCUCAAGCUUGGCAGGCGUGGCAACGCAGCAGUCUUGAAAGUCUGUGCGAACAUGCAAAUCUGUACAAGCAACAGGCCAAGCGAGGUUGUGCAAGCAGGCGAAGAGUGGUACCUAUACGACACCCAGGGCAGCACGCUCAGCCAUGGCGGCGCGUUUAUUGUGGGUCAAAAGAACGCCUUUUUGCUCCCUGCGUGGUGGGCCAAUCAGAACUUUAUGGUUUUCCAUGGCAUCAAUGAGCGGGCCUCGCGCUCAGAUAUCGGCAUUCGUCUCUUCGCGCAUGAUUCUACCUACCCAGUCCAGACAGGGCUCCACAUAGGGUUCGUUACAGGGGAUUACAUCUAUGCUGGAGGUGGUAGUAACCAAGAGGGAAUUCUCAUCGACUUUGAGGAAGUCAAUUGCCCCCCCAGCUUCUAA